Messenger RNA from Apis florea (little honeybee), 450 nucleotides. Its product is annotated as catalase-like. Gene Ontology annotation, cellular component: mitochondrion; peroxisome; cytoplasm. The record is from RefSeq and is a predicted model, not a curated record. Gene Ontology annotation, biological process: hydrogen peroxide catabolic process; response to hydrogen peroxide. Gene Ontology annotation, molecular function: heme binding; catalase activity. NCBI's taxonomy places the organism in Eukaryota, Metazoa, Arthropoda, Insecta, Hymenoptera, Apidae.
UGUCAGCCUGAUUGUCCAAUAUUUCUUACUUCAAGUGGAACACCAGUUUCGAAGAAAGCCAGUUUGACAGUAGGACCAAAUGGUCCCAUAUUGCUUCAAGAUUUUGUCUUUUUAGAUGAACUAUCGCAUUUUAAUAGAGAAAGGAUUCCGGAACGUGUAGUCCACGCUAAGGGAGCUGGUGCAUUUGGUUAUUUCGAAGUUACCCAUGACAUUACGAAAUACUCUAAAGCAAAAGUUUUUUCCUCAAUUGGAAAACGAACUCCUAUUGCCGUAAGGUUUUCCAUUGUGAGUAGUGAAAGUGGUUCUGCAGAUACUGGCAGAGAUCCUCGUGGUUUCGCAGUUAAAUUUUACACCGAGGAGGAUGUUUGGAAAAUUGGUAAAUGGAUUUGGAUUGGUCGUGUCGCGCGCGAUAAAAGAUAUAAGGUUCUUUUUUUUUUUUUUUUUUGGUAA